Canis lupus familiaris (dog) is the source of this 722-nucleotide messenger RNA. RefSeq names its product transmembrane protein 192 (gene TMEM192). The record is from RefSeq and is a predicted model, not a curated record. The coding region runs from base 108 to 707 and encodes 199 amino acids. The transcript is spliced from 4 exons. Gene Ontology annotation, cellular component: late endosome; lysosomal membrane. NCBI's taxonomy places the organism in Eukaryota, Metazoa, Chordata, Mammalia, Carnivora, Canidae.
GUCCGCAGUGAGGCGCGGAGGCCCGGGAGGCGGCGCUGUGCCCCGCGGAGGGCGCGCGCGCAGGUGGAGAGGCCCGGCUGGGCCCGGCUUGGGCCGCGGGGUCGGGAAUGGCUGCGCGGGGCCGGAUGGAGGACGGUUCCUUGGAUCUCACCCAGAGUAUUGAAGAUGACCCCCUUCUGGAUACCCACCAUCUCCCACAUCAUUCAUUACAUGCUCAUUUUAGACCCAGAUUCCAUCCUCUUCCUACGGUCAUCAUAGCAAAUCUUCUCUUAUUAAUACAUGUUGUAUUUGUCAUUUUAGCAUUUUUAACAGGUAUACUUUGUUCUUACCCUAAUCCAAUUGAGGACAAGUGCCCAGGAAACUAUACCAACCCACUGAAAGUUCAGACAGUCAUAAUCCUUGGGAAGGUUAUCUUGUGGAUCCUGCAUUUCCUUCUUGAGCGCUACAUCCAGUAUCACCACAACAAAGUGAGAAACCGGGGCUACACCAUGAUCUACCUGUCGACCAGGCACCUGAAAGGACUCACGCUGCUGAUCCACUCCACUGGUAGAUUUUUGGCUGAUAAUAAAAGACACUGUAAUAAAAGACAGUAUCACAAGAGGAAAACGACCAGGAGUUUACUAGCCUGCGCAUGGGAGAGAACCAAGAAGACUGAGCAACUCUCCAAAAUGGGCCAAGUCACCACCUUAAACACCACCUCCAGUUAAAGAGUGGAGACGGUG